AUGUCCCUGCCCCUGGGUGUAGUGCGCGUGGGAUUGGCCGAAAUGGGCUACUCCAACACCUCCAAUAGGCUGAUAAUAAGCUUCGAUGUGCUGCAAGCUUCACCUAUGCUAUGCGUUGCUGCAUCACCCGAGUUCGAGUCGUCGGUUUGCAUGACUUGUUCCCCGCCGACAGGGUCAAGGGCAAGGAUAGCGACAAGGACGCUGAUACAUGAACAACGUACUUGGAUACUAAGUAUAUAUCCAUGGUGGGGCAACGCUCUCCGGACCGAGGCUUUUAAGCUGACGCUCGACAAGACGCUGGGCAUGUCCAUAUUUCCGAGCGAUCGGCGGGCCUCCACCCCUCCAUUAUCGAUGGAUCUAGUAGCACGUGGAGUACUUAGACAGUACAUACACAUAAACUUAGUUACACAACAAACCAUGUGCUAUCUAGCCUCGGUCGGCCUUCAUAACUAUCGGGCCAUGGUUACGGGCAUACAUCGGCCUGACUCGAUGCCAACGUCUCCAGUAGUGGCCGUCUUGGUAUUGCAAUCUCCAAAUCCUCGUAAUCCGAAAACACUCGUCAUCCACUGCCCUCCGAACCCAGGCCGACGCUCUUUGUCUCUUCCGCCUGUCCCGCGCAAGGUUGGCCUGGGCCUACCCAUCCCAACUGCCUCCCUUCCCUCCCUCCGAUCCAACCGGCGCCCUUGCCUCGGCCCUGUCACUUUCGGAACCUUUUGGCCUCUCCCCGACCCGCGUCAUGCACUUGCACUGGCACUUGUCACCUCUGUGUCUGCGCCCUCAUCAUCUAGCUAUCUUCACGUGCUUUUGCCCGAGCAUCCAGACCUCUGUGCCCGCGCUGCUGAUACCCACCGUUCCUGCCUGUCUGCCUCCCUUGCCCUUGCCCAUCAACGCCUCACCUUCCACAUCCACGAUCCCUUCCUGACUCGCCGCCUUCCAUCUACAUCUACUCACAUCCAUGUAGAUCCACCUCGACCCUUCCUCUUUCCUUUUUCACCUUACCCAUCCUGCACCCCCCUUUGCUCACUCCGUCUACUCCUGGUCAUCCGAUGGGAGAUAUCACAUACUACUAGCUCAACACUCUCCCAUUCACCUUACCCCAGCAUCUGCACCGAUAGUCCAAGCUUAAAUUAG
Bipolaris sorokiniana ND90Pr is the source of this 1131-nucleotide messenger RNA. RefSeq lists its product as uncharacterized. The record is from RefSeq and is a predicted model, not a curated record. Lineage: Eukaryota; Fungi; Ascomycota; Dothideomycetes; Pleosporales; Pleosporaceae. The coding region runs from base 1 to 1131 and encodes 376 amino acids. The transcript has 5 exons.